This is a messenger RNA of Syzygium oleosum, 1914 nucleotides long. Its product is annotated as BAG family molecular chaperone regulator 1. The record is from RefSeq and is a predicted model, not a curated record. The coding region runs from base 518 to 1603 and encodes 361 amino acids. Lineage: Eukaryota; Viridiplantae; Streptophyta; Magnoliopsida; Myrtales; Myrtaceae. Gene Ontology annotation, molecular function: protein-folding chaperone binding; adenyl-nucleotide exchange factor activity. The transcript is spliced from 5 exons. Gene Ontology annotation, cellular component: cytoplasm. Gene Ontology annotation, biological process: protein stabilization.
UCAAGCUCCUGCUCCCCGCUAGGUCCCGAACCAGCCGAACGCGAUCUCUCCUUCUCUUGCAGCUGCGCGCUUUGCUGAGGGCUCUCUGUUGCUGCUCUCCCCUGUUGACUUGAACUGAGAUCCGGAGUUUCGGCUCCGCGGGUCAAGCUCUGGUAAGCGCUCGGUCCCUUCUGGCCUCUCCGUAGUAUUCUCGAGGGAGAUAGACUUUCUGGGCACCGAUUCUUUUUCUGGGUGGAACGCCAUUGGCUCUGCAAAGAGAAAAAGGAAAAGUUUGAAGCUUCGUCUCGGAAAGGAAUCUUUUUCUUUCUCUCUCUCUCUCUCUUUCCUGCCCAAUUCUUUUCCUCCUCGCGAUAUUAGACUCGCUUGAUGCUGGAGUUUAGCAAAGCAGAGCGUACCAACAGAUGGGUCUCUGCAAAUUUUGACUUGGGUCGUCGAAUAUCAGAGCUUGAGAUCUGAGCCCCUGUUCCAAUUCAAGGUCUUUUUGCUUGGAGGUUUUCGAGUUGGGGAGUGGAGAAAGAUGAUGAGAGGACAGGCUAAAACGAUAGGGCUGUCGACCAUGAAUGGGAGCUCCGCGGGCGGUAAUGCGAGCAGAGUUGGGGAGUCAGGGGAGGAGUGGGAGGUGAGACCCGGAGGAAUGCUGGUCCAGAAGCGGGACGCGGGCUCGGAUCGUAGCUCGGCACCGCCGCCACCGACGAUCCGAGUUAGGGUUAAGCAUGGGUCAACGUACCACGAGAUCAGCAUUAACUCACAGGCCACAUUUGGGGAGUUGAAGAAAAUGUUGACCGGGCCAACAGGACUACACCAUCAAGAUCAGAAACUGCUAUUCAAAGACAAAGAGAGGGACUCCAACGCAUUCCUCGACAUCGUCGGUGUCAAGGACCGGUCGAAGAUGGUGCUCAUCGAGGACCCGAUCAGUCAGGAGAAGCGGCUUCUCGAGAUGCGACGGAAUGCGAAAAUGGAGAAGGCGUCGAAGUCCAUAUCCGAAAUCAGCUUGCAAGUCGAUAGGUUCGCUGGCCGGGUUUCGGCCAUGGAAUCAGUGAUCUCUAGAGGAGGGAAGAUACCUGAAACGGAGGUGUUGACUUUGAUUGAGUUGUUAAUGAAUCAGUUGCUCAAGUUGGAUAGCAUUAUUGCUGAUGGAGAUGUGAAAUUGCAGAGAAAAAUGCAGGUGAGGAGAGUUCAGAAAUAUGUGGAAACCCUAGACCUGUUGAAGAUCAAGAACUCCAUGCAGACCGGCAAUGGAGGUCAAGCUCCAGCCCAAGAGGAGGACAAGCAUCAUGCACACACAAACGGGGUAAAGAUGGCAGCGUUCCAGCACCAACAGCAGAAGCAGCAUCCAAAUGGGCAUCCUCAGCCUCAUUCCCAACCUCAAGGGAACCGCCAUUAUCAUCCCAGUAAUCACCAUCAGAAUCGGAACAAGAAGCAAGGAGAAGAGGAAGACCCAAGAAGAUCAUCAUCAGGGACAGUUGUGACUACGAAAUGGGAGACAUUUGAUGCGGUCCCACCAUUGGUGCCAGCUCUUGCUUCGUCCACAUCCACCACCUCUCCAGUCGCCAUUAAUAACAAUCCAGUCCAGCCAAGAUUCAACUGGGAAUUGUUUGAGUGAGCUAUUGAAAAUCUUUGAAAAAGCAAAGAUCUUUUUUUUUUCCCUCCUUUUGAGUGUGGAUCGCCAGUUCUGGUGGGUUUGUCUCGUCAUUUGGUUUUUACAUUCUUUCUUGUAUUUAGAUUUAUUUCGACACCCCCUCCAAGAAAAUUCUGAGGAUCCAAUUCACCAGUGUCAGAAGAAAUAAAUGGGGGAGGGGGUGCUGUUAUAUACGACAGGGCAGGGACCAUUAUCAUCAAUGUGUCAUAAGAUUUCAUCUCGUUUGUCAUUGAAUUCUUGAAUUCAAUAUCCCUAGAUUUGUAUGGUUCUCUUCA